Molecule: messenger RNA, 2458 nt
Organism: Haliotis rufescens (red abalone)
Lineage: Eukaryota; Metazoa; Mollusca; Gastropoda; Lepetellida; Haliotidae
Product: eukaryotic translation initiation factor 4E-binding protein 1-like
Exons: 3
Coding region: 156-500 (114 amino acids)
Biological process (GO): negative regulation of translational initiation
Cellular component (GO): cytoplasm
Molecular function (GO): eukaryotic initiation factor 4E binding
Source: RefSeq, a predicted model, not a curated record
UGACUGACUUGAGUCAGUGCCUGUUUGUGGUGUGCGAGCGAGUCGAGAGGCGAGCGUCAGCGUGUGUGUGUUCUAAAGAUAGGCGGAGUUAUAUGCAGGGACAGUCGAGUGCGCUAUCAUAAUUCUCAGGAAACUUCGUCCGUCAACAAUUCUAGAUGUCAUUGCAAGGAACAACAAGCUCCCCUCGCGGACGAGAGAUUCCCAGCCGCAGAGUCGUUCUCAACAACUUAGAACAGUUACCAGGAGAUUACAGUACAACACCAGGGGGGACGCUGUUCUCCACUACCCCCGGGGGUACAAGAUUAAUUUAUGAUCGGUCUUUCUUACUGGAAUGUCGGAAUUCCCCAUUAACAAAAAGCCCUCCAAUCAUGGCUAAGAUUCCUGGAAUCACUGCACCAGGGGAGAUAGAAGUGGCAAAAGAAAAUGGUCGUAAAAUACCCGAGGAAAAAGAAAAAUCUGACCACCCUGAAGAACAGCCUCAGUUUGAGAUGGAUAUCUAGAAUUACCCACAAUGCCUUUCAUUUCAUUUCCCCAACAACUGCCUGCCAGUAUUGACUGGUGGACCUUGGCAGUCCCGAUGGACAGGAUUGAAACACCAACGAGUUUCAAUAACUUUCUCCAAGUACUUUUAUAAAAUCACACAGCUGAAAAGGAAAGUGAAGGUCCAGAUAUUUUCAGCCAGUGAAAUAUCUGUUGCUGCGGUUACCCAGGAGAGAAUGAAUGUGACAUUUUGACAGAUAUUAAUUAUCUUAACAUUUAUAUGUUUUUAACAUUUUCCAGUGCUAACAUACAUAUAGUAUGUAUGACAGCGGCAUUACUCUGGUUUCUUUUGAUGCCAUGGUUACUGUGUGAACCUUGUAUCAAAGAUGCAACUUGUGUUACUUGUUUAUCUUUUAGUUAUUUACCUGUUUUCAGUUUUAUCUCCAUCUCAAAGUGCUCAAUGCCUAACUAUGGGACACUCUAGUUACCUAACUGUGGAUUACUCUUGUUUCUUAUGCCUAACUAUCUAAGGGUUCGUUUAUUAAGCAUUACUAUGGGACCUCUUGUUUCUCAAUCUAACUAUGAGGCAGAUUUGUUCAUUGAAACUAUUGCCUUUAUCAGUGAAGCAUUUCUUUCUGGAAGUGAUAGAAUUGCAUUUCUUCAGCAAUAAUAAAACUGGUGAAUUAUUGACAAUGAAUGUGGCCAAAAUCUAAACUAGAUUUGUCUUUAUCAGUAACCAAUGCAAUAAGAACUUUAGUUAACAUUUCAGCGACAUGAAUAUGAUAAAAAUAUGUCCGUUCUCAUCAAAACAGUGUUCAGAGGGGCACAGGCAAGUCAUAUAUUCUACUCAAAACAUUUGGAAGGCUGUGUGUUGAAAUGACCACUAUUCAUGACAGAUUCACUAUAGUGGAAGGGGAAUAUGUUUUAUAACUUCUGUUGAGUAGUAUAUCUAUUUUGUAACAAAAGGGGAUGACCUAACAUGUUUUCAAUGAUAUAGAUACGGUCAAUAUCAACAUUAGGCUAUGUGUCAUUUACAGGUUCAUAUCCCUUAUUAAGGACAAGUCAUUUAUUUUAGGUGGGGAUAGGAGCUUUGGUCACUGUGAUAACAUGAUUCCCCAAUUUGGUCAAAUUUGGGGUGAUGCAGAUUAUUGUUCUUUUCUUUCUUGCCCUUUUCUUUCUUGCCCUUCACCAUGGCGACUCCCCUUAUAAUAAAUGGCUGGUUCCUCAUGACGAACAUUGGUAAUGAGACCCAACCAUCACACGAUGGCUCAUUGUCAUAAUACUCUGUUUAUUACGUACUACUGUCUCGGGUAAGUCUCAUGGCUGUGCUUUCCAAAUCUUAAGCAAGUAUUACUUUGUUCUGAACUCUACUGUGUUCUGUGUGAUGUCUGUGUUGUUGCCUCCCUUUAAAUGUUACGAUUUGAUACCGGUAUACAUUCAUGACAGUGAAUAUGCAACUAGAGGAACUAGACGCUCUCUUCUCCAGUGCUGGAGGUAAUGGGGCUGAGCCUCGAUCCCCCUGUGCACCACAAUGCUUACAUCAUGAAACAUGUGCUGCUAUGCACUGAACUCAUGACCAUGUACUGGCACAUCGAAGAUGACAGCAUAAAAAAAAGGAACAUUUAGAGGCUCAAAAUAUUUGAUAGAAGAAUAGUGAAAGUAUACUUGGAACCUCAAUAUGCAUAGAUUUUUGUUGUUGCAUAUAUUUAAGGCUUGUUUGUUUUUUGGAGGGGCUGAAUAAGAAAAAACUGUUCGGAUAAUACUAUUCUGCAUUUUUAGUUACUUGAUGUAUGGAUUGUGGCACAAUGUAUUAGGAUACUCCAGUGAAUCAUUACGUCACUUGUUUUUCGAGAAACUGCCGCAGUUUGUGCUACACCUGUAGGGUUUGUACUCUGUACUGUUUGUGUGUGUUGAUAUGGUAAACGUCGAUGAAUCCUACAGGAAAAAAUUGCAAUGUUUUCGUGAUAUAUGCAGUUGA